This is a messenger RNA of Caenorhabditis briggsae, 306 nucleotides long. The transcript has a single exon. The coding region runs from base 1 to 306 and encodes 101 amino acids. Lineage: Eukaryota; Metazoa; Nematoda; Chromadorea; Rhabditida; Rhabditidae. The record is from RefSeq and is a predicted model, not a curated record.
AUGAGUGUCAUCAAUAAAAUCGAGGACAACCUCAGCAGUGCCUACGUCGAACACAAGCUCGACCCAAUCGAGAAGUCCCAUCAACACGCUCCAGAAGUUCACGCAACUGGCGAGGACUACCAUAGAGGAAGCCGCCUUUCCGAUGCGUUCGUUUCGCUGAACAAUGCCAUUCAUGGAGAUACCACUCAUAAGACUGGAGAAGCAUUCAAUGAUGCCAAUGAGUAUGAUGGUAUGGAAAGAAAAAUGUCAAUGAGCAAGGAAACGGUACUAGAAAUGGUGCACAGUUGUUUCAUGAAUGCUACUUGA